This is a messenger RNA of Drosophila persimilis, 1340 nucleotides long. RefSeq lists its product as uncharacterized. The transcript has a single exon. The coding region runs from base 2 to 1033 and encodes 343 amino acids. NCBI's taxonomy places the organism in Eukaryota, Metazoa, Arthropoda, Insecta, Diptera, Drosophilidae. The record is from RefSeq and is a predicted model, not a curated record.
AAUGCCGGGAAAGAGAAAAUAUUGCAACCAGCCAGCGUCAAACUUUUCAGAAAUUCUGGAAAUGUCGGCGGACGUUCCACUAAACUUAACGAAAGAGCGAAAUAAAGAAAAUUCCGCGGUAGCGACGAUACGGGCCAUGCCGUCAAUUGCUAUGAACAGGAAAUCAUCAGAUAUCCAAGAGUACAUACGAUUAAAUGCAGCGGAGGCAGUUCAAAAAACUAUAAAAAAGGAGGCCCCGGCGGCCGUUCCACUAUACUUAACGAAAGGGGCAAUUGAAAAAAAUAGAAAAAAGAAGGGAACGGAUGCAGUUCCAAGAAACAUAAGGAAGGUGACAGCCUCGGAGCUGAAACGGCUGAAAACAGAGCACACAGAUAAGGCGUCACAACAAGAGACCGAUCCGACCACCUCGCGUCCAUCGCGAAAGAGGAAGCCGACCAUCAAACAGGAGGAGCAGGAGGGGAAAUGGAUACUCGAAUCACGCGCCUUCGCCACGGACGUCAUUGAGAAUGUUAUAUCGAGCCUUUAUAAUAAUCUGACUGAUCUGUCGAGCGCAGAGCUCAGAUCGCUCCGCAAGGUGCGUUUGGUUUGGAAGCAGAAAUACGAACUGGACGAACGCAAGCCCGAGUGGAAUCAAAGUCAACUUUCACCAGCACCCCCGAAACGCAAAUGCAAAACGACUGCAAAGAAGACACCGAAGCCAGGCUCAAUACCGGCCAAAGAGAGGGACAUACACGAUGAAGAAGAAGAUGAGGAAGACCUUGCCAACUAUUACCAUUGGGAUGAUUUGCCCGACGAUGAAAUCGUAGAGAAUCAGAUUAGCGUACCGCCCCUGUUGGAAAAGUAUAGCUGCCGUCGGUUCGACAUCAAGAUGCCGGCGUUUGCCAUGAAGAGGAAUUUAAUCCAGCCGCUAUUCAGUUUGGAGCUGCUGGAUAGGAUUAUGGAGCCGCCCCAGGUGGAGGGUACGAAAAUAUUGCAGCAAGUCGUCGAUGAGAUGCUCCGACAGUAUCAGCAGGGACCACGCCCACAUACAUAGAUGUGGAAAUUAGUUAAUCCCAUACAUAGAUGUGAAAAUCAGUUAAUUUGUUUAUUUCUUAUGUUGUAACUUUAAGAUUAUGUUAAAACGCCGUACGCAAAACAUUUGGUAUUUCCGUCUACAGCGCUCACACUAUUCUAACGGGUCCGUUCCAUGGACUGGAUGAUGAUGGCGUGAUCCGCGGGCUGGAAAGAAUUUGCUCGUUCAAUUCUCUUUCGGCCUUCCAAGCUGCAAGCCACAAUUUUUGUUGAAUUUAUUUUUUCGUUUUCUGUAUGUUCUCUCACGUGAAUAAAGUGUGAAAAGUAAA